CAUUAAACAAUUAAAAAAUAAAAUUCCUCAAGCGUAAUCUUUCUCUUCUUAUCCUAACCGAACUCCCCCUCCCUAUCUCUCUAACCACGGCUUUCCCCUCCAUUGAGCAUAGUUCUCGUUCUUCCUCAAUCACCACCUCUCAAUCCUCUUUAAUUCCCAAUCCUCCUUCUAUUCUCAAAUCUCAGGACCCUAGUUGUUGACGUCUAGAUCCUAGUUCUUGCAGUGGUAUCAGAGAAUGAUCGACGUCAGGGAUUUACACAAUAACGAAUGGAUCCAACUACCUGACAGAAGUUGCAAGAUGUCGUGGAGGUCGAGGACCUCAUGACGACUAAAGGUUCUCAGGCGCUGCUGAAGGCCCUAGUGAACACGCAAGAAGAAAUGAUUGGCAGAUGGUUCGGAUCUCCUCACACAUUCGAGAGCAAUGCGCACCAACAACGAGGUCCUAAGAGUGAUCUUGGCGAUGAGCAAAGGAUUGACCACGACUAGGGAAGCGACACGCCGACAAGACUUUGAACCGACGUUGCUAACCAAGUGACGAGUGUUGUCGUGGCGCCGCUGGUGGCGCCGACAGAGAGAGACAGGACGUUGACGACACCAAAGGGCGUGUGUAGACCGGCUCGGAAAGAAGCGACAACAGGAAGGGGCAGGUACUGCCGAUCAAAGGGUUGUGUGGGACACAAGGUCCACGAGGAUCUUACUUUGCUCCUAGGAUGCUUCCGACUCCCACGACCCAAGAAAUUGCGACAAUCUGCGACAAAGGGAAGCUGCCAGGGUAUGACUUACUGGGUAGGGAAACAACGAUGGGCCUGGGCUUGAUGCACGAAGGGCAAAGGGGCCGCAGGAGGCAGCAGAUUAGGGUCGCUAGGCUUGGGCUAGGCACGCGAAUGGGACGAGAUGAGCUUCUGUCGUCCGAGCCAAGUGUGGGCUGAGGCAGAGCACGACAUUGGGCUUCUAAGGCGACUGAGUCACAACCUAGCCGGAUCUGGGUGGGUUGCUCCAGGUCAAACUAAAAGUGGGCAAAUCGGUCUAGGUCUAACCGACUCAAACCAAUUAUGACCGAAUCGGUCAGCAGGGGCAUCAGUCUUGAAGGGGGCGAAACGGGUCGUGAUACCAAUUUCGAGGAGCAAUUUACAGACCUUACCCUCCGUGGAAGUCACCUGGACCGGACAUCAGGCCAUCUUUGUGCCACUAGGAGGUUGGACAAGGCUCUAGACCUUGAUUGGGAGACCAGUCGGAUGAUGAGGAUGGUUGGGCAUUCCUACCACCACCCUGACAAUGGUAGAUGUGCACCAUCAGUAACUUGCACCACCAAGGAGGUGGUAAUCACGACAUGUAUGGGAGUUGUUAUCUACUUAUGAUGGUGAUGAUGACUUGGUUUUUAGGGCUAAACCUCCGACCAUUGAGUUUCCAAAAUUUAAUGGGCAAGAGAAUGCAGCCUUGUGGAUGUAUUCUUCUGACAGUUGGGUUAAGAACCAUGCUACUCGGGAGGAAAGGAAGGUGCACAUGGCGCCUUUUUACCUAGAGGUGAUGUCCUCCAGUGGUGGGAAUUGAUGGAAAGGUCUAAUAUAGAAGACGACAUGGAGAUAUCGUGGGGGGUACUUUAAGGAGGAGCUGAAGUUUCAGUUCGGCAGAUAUGAGGGGUGUACACUGGAGUAGUAAGCCAAAGUGAAACAAACUAGCACAGUAGCAGAGUACCGGUCGGAGCUCUUGAAGUUAGAGUUAGACAACAUGUGUAAGGGGAUGCAGAGGAGACACUAGUGGGUAGGGGUGUAACCUUGACCCGGAAGACCCACUGACUCGUCCCAACCCUUCCCGUCCCUGAUGGUCGAGACGUGUCAGUUUGUCUACAGGGUCAGAUUAGGGACAUGUCAUUUGUUAAUCCUGUAAGGGUCAAGAUGGGUAGGGACAACUUAGGGACGGGUCACUUUUUGACCAUGUGACUCUUAGCAACAACAAAUAUUUCAUACCACAUUGGACCUCUUUGUAAAGUUUUAAAAGUUUAGGUACUAACUUAAAAAAUAAAAAGCUUUGGGUACCAAACAUAAUUUUACCAUCAAAAUUUAUGGACUUAUUUGUAAAAAUAAAAAAUUAAAUUUUAG
Messenger RNA from Linum trigynum, 2099 nucleotides. Lineage: Eukaryota; Viridiplantae; Streptophyta; Magnoliopsida; Malpighiales; Linaceae. The record is from the annotation of a GenBank genome assembly.